Molecule: messenger RNA, 1839 nt
Organism: Gadus macrocephalus (Pacific cod)
Lineage: Eukaryota; Metazoa; Chordata; Actinopteri; Gadiformes; Gadidae
Product: basic proline-rich protein-like
Exons: 3
Coding region: 708-1820 (370 amino acids)
Molecular function (GO): protein binding
Source: RefSeq, a predicted model, not a curated record
GUGCUUGCGUGUGUGCGUGUGUGUGUGUAACUCCCACGGGACUGUCAUUGAACCGGUCUGACAGCAGUUUUUCGUGCAGCAGUGUCUCAGAAACAUUUUGAAGAAGCUGGUUUUACCAAAUAAUCUCCCCAACUCGUCGAGCCGAACAGAACCAGUGAGAGAGAAAGUGGGAAAGAGAGAAAGAGUUGGUCGUUUACUGACGGAGACAGAGAGAGAGAGAGAGAGAGAGAGAGAGAGAGAGAGAGAGAGAGAGAGAGAGAGAGAGAGAGAGAGAGAGAGAGACGGGUUCAAAAAGAGAAAGAGCGAGAAAGGCGGAUCGAGAGAGAAACAGAAAGAGACGGAUCGAGAGAGAGAGAGGGGGGUGAGAGUGUGUGAUUGUGUGUGUGUGUGAGAGAGAGAGAGAGAGAGAGAGAGAGAGAGAGAGAGAGAGAGAGAGAGAGAGAGAGAGACGGGUCGAGUCAGCGCUGGGUAAAGUCCAUGCAGCGGGUUGACUUGUACUUCCUACAGCGGCGUUGAAGUUGUCCUUGAUCGACCGAUUCGUAGAGAUCGGUGGUUUUAGUUGUAUUCAUUCCGGUAGCAGAAGCAGCCUGUCAGAAGCAGCCCGUCAGAAGCAGUCCGUCCCGUACGAGGCUCAGCAGCUCCUCACCAUCCGAACAGAGGAGCGACACCAACACGUUGCAGCCGACAGAGUGGGAGCGCACAGCGACAUGCCCGUGCGACAGAGAGAGGCCCAGCGAGCUCUGGAGCUGCUGCAGAGGUAUCGCUCCAGCCUGGGCCAGAAAUCAAGGAGCCAGGGGCCCGACGGCACCGGCCCCGGGGGGUCCGACGGCACCGGCCCCGCGGAGCACGACCUCCAGCUCCAGCAGUCCCUGGACCGGGUCAUCACCGUCUUCCAGAGCCAGCUGUUCAACGCGCUGCUAGACAUCCAGGAGUACUAUGAGCUGACCCUCCAGUCAGACAGUCAGCUCCCUGGGGACCCAACCCCUGCUCUGGGGGAGGCGGGGCCGGGCUGUGGCCCCCCACCGGAGCUCUCCAGCCAGACGGACCUUCCCUCCGUCCCCCUCGGCGCCCCGCCCCCCUCGGGACCACCGGCACCGUCCGGGUCUUCGGACCCUAAACGCAAAUCCGUGAAGGCGCCGGCCCCCCCGGUCCCGUCUGGGGGCCCCGGGGAGAAGGCCCCCCUUUCACCGUCCCCUAAGGUCAAGAACCGCGCCCCGCCCCCGCCCGUCCAGCCCAGAGCCAACCGAUCAGAGCAGGCGGACGGGGCCCUGAAGGUCUCGGCCAAUGGGAUCCAUCCGUUCCUAAACACCUCCUCCAACGGACCGGGGACCCCGUCCUCCCCGGCGACCGGCCCGUCUACUGGAGGCGGGAGCCCUCCCCCCCCCGGCUCCGCCCCUCUCUGCCCGGGCGCCGUCUCCGCCCUCGUCUCCGCCACCAUCCAAGGCCUCGCCUCGCCCGCCUCCCUGGAAGCCGCCGCCGCCGCCGCCGCCGCCGCCGCCGCCGCCCCCGCCGCCGCCCCUGCCGCCGCCCCCGUCACCGUGGCGACCCCUCAGGGCAGCCAGGUUGCCGGGGCUCCCGCCGUCGCCGCGGCCAGCCAUCCGGCCCCCGCCCCGGUGGUGUCGUCCCAGCCGAGGCCCAGCACCCUCCCCCUCCCCCUCCCCGGCCCCCCCUCCCUCGGAGGGCCCGGCUCCGGUCGGGCCGUCCCAGAGCCGGUCAGGUCCGGUCCCACCAGCCCCCGCCUGGGACCGACCGCCGUCGGCCGCCAGGGCUCCGCUCUGAGCCAGGGGCCCCCCUCCACCACGGACCCCCUCCUGAGGUAGGGGCCACACAUGAUGCUGA